CGAUGAUGGCGUGGACGAGAAAAGAAGACUCGACUGUAUAUAAUAAAGACUCGAUGCGACUCAAUCUGGCUAUCUCUCAAUCUGGGCGAAUAUCUUGCUUGGGUCUCAAUCUACCUCCUCUCUCCACACCUGUCCUCCGUUCCAGCGCCUUUCCUUGCCCAUCAUGACCGUCAAGUCCCAUCGCAUCAGAAUCUCCAUCGACCGCGGCGGCACCUUUACCGACGUUCACGCCGCGGUUCCCGGGAGAGACGACAUCAUACUCAAGCUUCUCUCGGUCGACCCGGCCAAUUACAAAGAUGCGCCCACCGAGGGCAUUCGCAGGAUCCUCGAGCUGGUGACGGGCCAGCAGUUGCCCAGAGGACAGCUCUUGGACUUGUUCCACGUCGAGUCGAUCCGGAUGGGCACCACGGUCGCUACAAAUGCCCUCCUCGAGCGCAAGGGCGAGCGUGUGGCCUUGGUUACCACCGCAGGCUUUCGCGACCUCCUCGCCAUUGGAAACCAGUCCCGGCCGAAUAUUUUUGAUCUGUCCAUAUCCCGCCCAGAAGUGCUCUUCGACCGUGUUGUUGAGGUCGAUGAGCGCAUCACAAUGGAAGACUACACCGAGGAUCCGGAAUCCUCGAAGACGAUCCCUAGCCUCGCGGACACCGACCUUGUCACCGCCAUUACCGGGGAGACUGUUCGAAUUCUCAGAAAACCCGACCUGGAUUUCGUAAAACUUCAGCUUGAACAGCUAUGGAAGGACGGAUUCCGCUCGAUUGCCAUCGUCUUCAUUCACUCAUAUGCACAUCCCGAGCAUGAACUGUUGGUCGGGAACCUCGCCCUGCAAAUGGGAUUCUCAACAACAUUAUCCUCCGAAGUGCAACCCAUGAUCAAUGUCGUGCCCCGCGGAAUGUCUGCUGUGGCUGACGCCUAUUUGACGCCCAUCAUCCGAGAGUACAUCAACUCCAUCUCGGCCAACUUCAACGGAGGCUUCUCCUCAGCGGCGACCCGGAUCGAGUUUAUGCAGUCUGACGGAGGUCUUGUUGACUACCGCAAAUUCAGCGGCCUCAAAGCCAUUCUUUCGGGACCGGCUGGAGGGGUCGUUGGCUAUGCCCAGACCUCAUGGGAUGAGGAGGAGCGUUGUCCCAUUAUUGGCUUCGACAUGGGUGGUACUUCGACAGAUGUGUCUCGCUAUGCGGGAGUAUACGACCACGUCUUCGAGACUACUACUGCUGGAAUCGCAAUCCAAUCUCCUCAGCUUGAUAUCCACACCGUCGCUGCUGGAGGUGGCUCAAUCUUGACGUGGAAGAACGGGCUGUUCAACGUGGGACCCGAAUCUGCGUCGGCACAUCCUGGGCCGGCCUGCUACAGAAAGGGAGGUCCGCUGACUGUCACUGAUGCGAAUCUCUUCCUGGGAAGACUGCUGCCUGAGUAUUUCCCCAAGGUCUUUGGCCCAAAGGAAAACGAGCCGUUGAACCGAGAGGUUGCCGAGGCCAAGUUCAUAGAGUUGACAAACACCAUCAACGAAGACAGAAAGUCGUCCAACCUCACUCUUUUUUCGCCCGAAGAAGUGGCAUUGGGCUUCCUCAAAGUCGCCAAUGAGGGCAUGGCAGGACCAAUUAGAUCUCUGACUGAGGCUCGAGGUUACGAAGCGGCUGACCACCACCUCGCGUGCUUUGGAGGUGCAGGAGGGCAGCAUGCUUGCUCCGUCGCCUCCGUUCUGGGCAUCUCGCGCAUCAUCAUCCACAAGUACUCUUCCAUUCUCUCGGCGUACGGCAUGUCACUUGCAGACGUUGUUCACGAGAUUCAACGCCCUGCUGCCACUACAUACACCCCGGAAUCAGAGGUUGCCAUUCGAGAGCAGCUCGAAGAUCUUGCUGCACAAGCCACGCUUGAGUUGACAAAGCAAGGGUUCGCCCCGGAUCGCAUAUCUUACGACGCCUAUCUUAACAUGAGAUAUGUGGGCUCGAGCAGCUCCAUCAUGAUCCUGAAGGGGUCCGAUUGGAACUUCAGGCGCGAGUUUGAAGACGCCCACAAGCGCGGAUUUGGAUUCCACUUCCCGGAGAAGUCCAUCAUUGUCGAUGACAUUCGCAUCAGGGCUACUGGUUUGGCUCGACAGAAAGAGGCUAAGAGUCCCUUUGUCCAACUCAAAGCAGUGCAAGACAAGAUUGUGCUUACUGCGCGACCGAGUGGGACAAGUCUCGUCUACUUUGAGGACCAUGGUCACUUGAACACUCCGAUUUACGAACUCCAAGGAAUAGACGUGGGAACGCGUAUUUCGGGACCUGCCAUGAUCAUUGACAACACGCAAACCAUCUUGGUCACACCGGGCGUCACGGCAACUACGCUGGAUAGCUAUGUCAUUAUUGACGGCGCUUUGAAAGACGGAUUCAAGUCGCAGCCAACGACGGAGGAGUUUAGUCCAAUCCAGCUCACCGUUUUCGGGCACAGAUUCAUGUCCAUCGCUGAACAGAUGGGCCGGACCUUGCAAAAGACUGCCGUCUCAACCAACAUCAAGGAACGCCUGGACUUCUCUUGCGCCAUCUUCAGCCCUGAUGGCGGCCUGGUUGCCAACGCCCCCCAUGUGCCGGUUCAUCUCGGGUCCAUGCAAUUUGCUGUCCAGUACCAGCACAAACUGUGGGAAGGCAAGCUUCGAGACGGCGAUGUCUUGGUCUCGAACCAUCCCUCUUGUGGCGGAACCCAUUUGCCUGACAUCACAGUCAUCACACCCGUUUUUGAGGGCGGCGAGAUUACCUUCUACGUUGCCUCGCGGGGACACCACUCGGAUAUUGGCGGUAUUCUCCCUGGAUCUAUGCCACCAACCUCAUCUGCGCUAUGGCAAGAAGGCGCUUCAAUUGAGUCAACCAAACUCGUCAGCGAGGGCCGCUUUGACGAGGACGAAGUUCGACGACUCCUCUUGGAGGAACCUGCCAAGUACGAAGGCUGCUCGGGUACAAGGCGAUUGCAGGACAACAUAUCUGACCUCAAGGCUCAAAUUGCAGCCAAUGCCAAGGGAAUCCUCCUGAUCAAGGCGCUUAUUGCCGAAUUUGGUCUUGCAUGCGUUCACAGAUACAUGUAUGCCAUCCAGCAUACCGCAGAACACGCUGUGCGCUCUUUGAUGCUGUCUACGGUUGCCAAAUUUGGCCCGGAACCUCUCACUGCCACUGACUACAUGGAUGACGGAACCCCUAUUUCGCUCAAAAUUACCAUCUCGGAUGAUGGCUCGGCCAUCUUCGACUUUACCGGCACAGGGCCUCAAGUUUUGGGCAACACAAACGCACCCAAGGCCAUUACCCAUUCUGCAAUCAUCUACUGCCUGCGUGGCCUGAUAUCGUCCUCCAUUCCUCUCAAUCAGGGUUGCCUCACACCCAUCGAUAUCAGGAUCCCAGAAGGCACCAUCCUCAACCCAAGUGCAGGCCUCGCAGUUGUCGGCGGCAAUGUUCUUACAUCGCAGCGUGUUACCGACGUCGUCUUGCGUGCGUUCCGUGCCUGUGCAGCCAGUCAAGGAUGCUGCAAUAACCUGACUUUUGGUACCGGCGGCAAAGAUCCCGUCACUGGAGAGCACAAAGAUGGAUUCGGCUAUUAUGAGACAAUUGCUGGUGGUGCUGGUGCUGGCCCGACGUGGGCAGGCCAGAGCGGUGUUCAUACACACAUGACCAACACCCGUAUCACGGAUCCUGAAGUUUUCGAGAAGCGAUACCCAUGCAUCCUCAGACGAUUUGAGCUACGAACAGGUUCAGGAGGCAUUGGAAAGAACAUGGGAGGCGAUGGAACGAUUAGGGAGAUAGAAUUUCGAGUCCCUGUGCAGUGCUCCAUCCUCAGCGAGCGCCGGAGCCGUCGACCCUAUGGAAUGCAGGGAGGCGGUGACGGUAAAGCUGGAGUCAAUUUGGUAAUUAUCGACGACCAGAUGACAGGCGGGAAGAGGGUGGUGAAUCUGGGGACCAAAGCCACCACGAGGCUUCUUCCUGGGGAGCGCGUGAUCGUGGAGUCGCCUGGUGGUGGUGCAUGGGGACAUGAAAAGCUUCAAAACGGAGAUUGCAUUUAGAUAGUGUUUGGAGCUAUUUUGUACAAAUUACGCCAUAUAUCUGCCUUUAUCUGAAGUGUGAAAUGUUGACUAA
Molecule: messenger RNA, 4097 nt
Organism: Ilyonectria robusta
Lineage: Eukaryota; Fungi; Ascomycota; Sordariomycetes; Hypocreales; Nectriaceae
Product: hydantoinase B/oxoprolinase
Exons: 1
Coding region: 164-4024 (1286 amino acids)
Biological process (GO): glutathione metabolic process
Cellular component (GO): cytosol
Molecular function (GO): 5-oxoprolinase (ATP-hydrolyzing) activity
Source: RefSeq, a predicted model, not a curated record